AUGGAAAUGGAAUGGGUCGAUCCACCACAUAGUGCCUUUCCUCUCUUGGAGGAAUUACGACUCGCCUUCCUCCUCAACCUGGAAGCAGUAUGCCAUGGCCCAAUUCCGAUGGGGUGUUUUGCCAACUUAAGAGUUCAGAUAAUAGAGGAAUGUAACAGCUUGAAAUAUAUCAUAUGGCCUCCUACAACACAAGCAAGGGAAUCAGUACAAGUGUUUCCUCAACUGGUAUCCUUGAAACUGGAACGUCUGCCAAAUCUCAUUAACUUCUACUCCACAGGAACCAGUGACAGCCAGGAGCCAGGCAGCUCUUUUUUCAAUCAGAUUGCACUCUCCGAGUUGGAGUCCUUACAUUUGAAUCCAAUGGAUAAUGUCAGAACAGUGUGGGACAACCAAGAUCCUAACACAUUUCCUAACGUGGAGGAGCUGAACUUGGUCUUCAAGGGCCCCGUGGAGAUAUGGUGUGGCCAAUUUUCAAGGGAGUCAUUUGGCAAACUAAGAGUUUUGGAGAUAGAAGCGUGUCAUGAUAUUUCGCUUGUGAUCCCACAUACUAUAGAGCAGCUCAUCGUGAGAAGGUGUGAUUCAGUGGAAAAGGUAAUCCAAGUGGAAGGUCAUGCGGGUGAGACACUUCCACGGUUAACUAUAAUGUACUUGGAAGAUCUACCUAUGCUUAGGCAUCUAUCUGGGUUGGGGCCAAUUCUUCAAAAUCUUCAGUCUCUACAAGUAUCUCGAUGUAGAAAUUUGAUAAAUUUGGUAUCACCUUCAAUGGCUAAAAGACUAGUGCAACUCAAAGAGCUGACUGUUGACUAUUGUGAUGAGGUGAAAGAAAUAGUUGAAAAUGAAGGAGGUGAAGCAACGGAUGAUGAGAUUCUUUUCACCAAAUUACAAAAACUGGAACUUUCUUUUUUACCAAAUCUGAAAAGCUUUUGCACAGCAAGAUACACUUUCAAAUUCCCAUGCUUGAUAGAAAUGCAGGUAAUAACAUGCCCUAAGAUGGAGUUUUUUUGCAAAGGAGACUCAAUCACAGAAAGGUUACAGAGAGUGGAGAUGGAUUAUUAUCACCAACGUUGGGAGAAUGACCUGAAUACUACCAUACAAAAGAUGUUUAUGGAGACGAAUGCCGAGCCUAUGGAAGAGGAUUUUGAAGAAUAUGGGGAUUUUGAAGAAUAUUGGGAUUUUAAGGAAUUGGAUCCCAAGGAAGAGGAUUCUGAGGAUGAAGUUCCUGAUGAAGAAGAUGAUGAGGAUGGGGAUUCUGAGGAACAGCAUCCCAAUGUAGAGGAUUCUGAAGGACGAAGUGGAUCCUUGGGGCCAAGAUCCUGAUAAGAAAGACUAAGUUCAACUUUUCAUAUGCAAAACAAAGAAAGGGUUUUCCUUCUACAUGGUACAUAUAUAUAUGCAGAAUUUGGCUUCAUUUGAGGACAUGUAUUGAUACCAUCCCAGUCAGAGAGAUGCUGCCAAUGAAUUGUUCAUCAGUCUCUUUUGUAUGUUUUGCUUUAUGAUGCCAUAUCUGUAAGUUGCUAAUGCUACCUGCUGGCACUUAAGAGACCAUUCAACUGCUUGUGGUUCAAAAUAUGUAUCUGAGAUUAAGCUUUUGUGCACAUUUGACUUUAUUUGCAUUAUUCUUGUGUACGUGUAUUAAUGUUAUAUAACCAAGCUUGUUAGGACCUUUCAUAUUCAUUC
Vitis riparia (riverbank grape) is the source of this 1677-nucleotide messenger RNA. RefSeq lists its product as uncharacterized. The record is from RefSeq and is a predicted model, not a curated record. The transcript has 5 exons. Lineage: Eukaryota; Viridiplantae; Streptophyta; Magnoliopsida; Vitales; Vitaceae. Bases 1 to 1317 code for a protein of 438 amino acids.